AUGUGGCCAUUCAAGAGAUGGAUUGGACAACCAUCAGCCACCCGUUACGAGCAACUGUACGGAACAUCAACCGAACACUCAAGUAGCGCUCGAAAUGGAGCGCCAGAGAGUAGUAUGGCAAGCCACUGGCCUCCCGAAGACCCUCAUGAUCCAGAAUACCUCAGUCGCAGUGGUAAACAUGGAUACAUGUGCGAUUACCAAAGAACGGGAUACCAAGUAGAACUUGAUGCAGUCCUUGACUCGCGCUGUCAGAAUGCCGCGGCUGGUACCCCGCGUAAUCGAGCAUAUCGAUUCCACCAACUGGGUGUUGCAUUUCUGGACAAAUACCGCUGGCUGGGGAAUUUGGGUGACCUUCAGAGGGCGAAUCAAAAUUACCAAGAGGCCAUUAAUUGCGAUUUAGGCGACCACCCUAUCCAAAGUUACAUCUUAUAUGGUCUCGCACGUACGUUCUUUUAUCAAUAUGAACGAACGGGGAAACUGGCGUGUUUGGAUAUAGCCAUCCUAAGAUCACAAGAAGCGUUGAUAACAACACCAAGCAACCACCCUAAACGACUGAAUCGACUUAAUGGGCUAGGUCGUGCAUUGCUGAGUAGAUAUGAACGGACGAGGGAUGUUACAGAUCUUGAGGCAGCUAUCCAGCAACACCAGGAAGCGCUCGACUGUGCGCCAUGUGGCGAUUCGUACUGGCUAACUGAACAAUACGGGUCUGGGCCCUGUCAUUUGGCUGAAUUCCGUAAGACAAAGGAGGAAAAGUACCGUGAUGCUGCUGUCCAGUGGUGCAAAGAGGCUACUGAAAUAGGAACAAACUACCAUCCUGACGAGUCUGAUCCGCUUUAUGGCCUAGGAGGUAAAUUUCUCGAAAGAUAUUGCCAAACAUCAGAUCUCGCAGACUUUGAUUCUGCUAUUCAACGAUACCAGGAAGCUUUUGAUCUCACACCACGUGGCCAUCCCGACCAAGCCGUUCGCAUGCGUAGCCUAGGAUAUGCAUACUCUGUCAAAUAUCAGACGACAAACGCCCAAGAAGACUUUGACGCCGCCUCUCAAUGGUACAAAAAGGCUGCCGAGCUUGCACCAGAUGCCCAGUCCGGGCGGGCGAGUUACUUUGCGGACCUCGGAGCAAUUCAAAGGGAUAAAUACAAGAAAACUGGAGCUUUCAAAGAUAUCGAGUCGGCUAUUCACUACCUUGAAAGGUCGAUCGAGCUAAGUUCAGAUGGCCAUACUGGCCGAAACUUUCAAAAAGUCAUCCAGCUGUUGGAAGACAAAGAUUGGAAACCACUACACUCAGCUUCAGAGGAGGGACACAUAGAUGUGGUCAGGCUGCUUCUGGAGAAGGGCGCUGACGUCGCUGCUGCGGUUCACGACGGGGCAACACCUUUACUUGCAGCUUCGAGUAAAGGGCACAUCGAUAUAGUCAGACUGCUGUUGGAGAAAGGUGCUGAUGUCGCCACUGGGGAUAAUUACGGAUGGACACCGCUCAUUGGAGCCUCGAGCGAAGGACACAUCGAUAUAGUCAGACUGCUCCUGGAGGAAGGGGCUGGCCUUACCGUUGCGGAUGAUGAAGGGUGGAUGCCUCUUCACGCAGCUGCGAGCUAUGGAUAUAUCGAUGUAGUCAGACUGCUCCUGGAGAAAGGCGCUGACCUUACCGUUAUAAAUUGUCAGGGGCGGACGCCGCUUCAUACAGCUUCGAGCUAUGGAUAUAUCGAAGUGGUCAGAUUGCUGCUAGGGAAUGGCGCUGACCUGAGCGUUCUGGAUUUCAACGGGCGGACGCCACUACAUGCAGCUUCGAGAUAUGGACAUGUCGAAGUGGUUGAAUUACUGCUAGAAAAAGGCGCUGACCUGAACGUUGUAGAUUUUGACGGGCGGACGCCGCUACAGACGGCUCUGGACAACGGGCACGAUGGGGCUACCUUGACCCAGUUGCUUUCAGCUGACACGAUGGCAGGGCAUUCUGCGUCCAGUAGUGGAAUAUGA
This is a messenger RNA of Pestalotiopsis fici W106-1, 1971 nucleotides long. RefSeq lists its product as uncharacterized. The record is from RefSeq and is a predicted model, not a curated record. NCBI's taxonomy places the organism in Eukaryota, Fungi, Ascomycota, Sordariomycetes, Amphisphaeriales, Sporocadaceae. The coding region runs from base 1 to 1971 and encodes 656 amino acids. Gene Ontology annotation, molecular function: protein binding. The transcript has a single exon.